AACUAUUUCUGUAUAAGUAAUAUGUUUUCUUUCUGUCUGUUAAUAAUCAUGUGGAACUGCAUAUGAUUAUUGCAGCUAGCAGGUUCACAGCAAAAAUGCCAGUGUUGAUUUUUCAGUGUUAGUUGAAUUCAACAGAGUUCGGAGUCUGAUCAACACUUAAUCGAGUUAAAAUACCACAUCGGGAGUGGAUUCCUGAAAAGUGUUAGUGUGGAUUUUAGUUGUUACUGCAUUUUAACACUAUGAGUUUUAAAUUAGACCACACCCUCAUUUCCUGUGGAGCAGCGCAUUUCAGAAUCUUCUUCGGUCGCCAUCUUUUCUUGCUGCUGCGAUGUCAUCAUGUUGCUGAAAGUCAAGUACCAAAGUUCCAAGAAGUACAUACGGUUACAGCCAGGUUUCACAUACUUGGAGUUCAUCAGUGAAGUGAAAAACAAGUUUGGACUUCCUGAUGUUACUGAACUGCACAUUUUUGAUGAGACUGACACAGCGGUGGAGGAAGACAUCUUUCUUGAACUUAUAGAGGCCAAUCCUGACAUAUGCCUGACUGUAUGUGACAGUGCAGCAGGAGAUGCUCAUUCAACAUCAUCGUCCCUCACGGAUACCAUGUCUCUGUCCUCAAGUGACAGUGAUCUUCACAGAGAUUUGGGGAUCCCCGUUACUGGAAGUAGACUGAGCACUGGGGCCAAGAACAAGCCUACCACAGAAGUUUCAGAGUCAGAGGCUGCAAAAGAGAUGGUAGAAAAUGCAUUGCGCAUAAAACCUGGAGGUGAGGAUGUCUUGGAGGAGUACAAGUCUGAGAAAUCACUGCAGCAUCGCACGCGCAGGCAGCUUGUUAACAUACUAGCUAGUCACAUGACUGAGAUGCAUGGGAGGAUUCCUUCACGUAAGCAGAAAGAGAAGUAUGCCUUGGGAAUCAUUACACUUUUUCCUUCGCUGAAGGAUCCUUUUUCUCCAAAAGGCUAUGAGCACUUCUAUGAUGGAGAAAAAGGCACAGGAUAUUUAGCAUGGCGCCUCAAAACCAUGUCCAGGAGUAGAGAUCGGAGGCCAGAGAAGGUAGCCACAUCUCCUCAAGCGCAAGGACCAAACCGCAGAAGAUCAACAGUGACAGUGCCUCAACAGCUUGAUGGAGAUGCCUGCAGGGAGGCACAAUUUCUCUUUGGACAUAAUGCACGACAUUCUCGAAGGGGUGGCUCAGUAUGAGAUAAAGUUACUGAAGGAGUGUCUUUCUGAAAAUGUUUUGUCAAAAAAUGAUCUGCUUUCAAGAGUUUACGCUUUUGAUUACGGGUAUUUGGAGCGCAAAAAUCGUCCUACAAGGAUUAACCUGGACAACAGUGGUAAUAGCAUAGGGCUCAAUUCCAUGCAGACUCUUUGCCUUGUAAGAAACCUUCCACUCAUUUUUGGUGAUCUUCUGCCUGAGGGAAACCCAAACUGGACUUUGCUGUUGCUUUUAUUACAGAUCAUUAACAUAAUAUUUUCUCCUUCUCUUACAUUAGGCAUGACUAUACAUUUGAAGCAUUUGAUAAUAGAACAUCAUGUUUUGUUUAAACAGUUGUAUCCAAAUAGGAACCUCAUCCCAAACCAUCACUUUAUGAUACACUAUCCUUCCUGCAUAAGAAAAAUUGGGCCUCUGAUACAUAUGUGGAGCAUGCGAUUUGAGGCUAAACAUAAGGUUUUCAAAAAUACUGUAAAAAACUUCAAAAAUGUUACAAAGUCACUUGCAAGAAAACAUCAAAUCUUCAUAGGAUACCACUGGGAGACGUCACCUUUAAACCACAUCGAAUAUGGACCCUUAAAAUCAUUUAAUUUGGACCGUGAGGACAAUACACAGAUGUUUGCAAGAGCACUGCAUGCUGCACCGAGAGACUUAUUUUCUUCUAGCUGGAUCAAAUUUUCUGGAACAGAGUACAGAAAAGGACUAAUCAUUUGCAUUAAUGUUGAAAAUGAAAUGCCUGUAUUUGGUAGAAUAACAACGAUCCUCUUAGCUGACAGUACUACGUUCUUCCUUGUGGACAAACUUCAAUGAGCAUUUUCAUGCCUACAGAGUGUUUGAGACUGAUGAAAAGGAUGUUAUAAAAGCAGACAAUCUUAUCAUUUACAAACCCUUUGACCUGCAACAUGCACAUACUGGUGUUGACUGUUUAUAUGUUGUUCCUUUAUUUUAUUUGUAGUUGUAUUAAGGCAGCAAAUUGGUGGCCAGUUUGUAUUGGUG
Pelmatolapia mariae (spotted tilapia) is the source of this 2206-nucleotide messenger RNA. RefSeq lists its product as uncharacterized. The transcript has 7 exons. The record is from RefSeq and is a predicted model, not a curated record. The coding region runs from base 337 to 1197 and encodes 286 amino acids. NCBI's taxonomy places the organism in Eukaryota, Metazoa, Chordata, Actinopteri, Cichliformes, Cichlidae.